Molecule: messenger RNA, 875 nt
Organism: Myxocyprinus asiaticus (Chinese sucker)
Lineage: Eukaryota; Metazoa; Chordata; Actinopteri; Cypriniformes; Catostomidae
Product: LRP chaperone MESD-like
Exons: 3
Coding region: 33-647 (204 amino acids)
Biological process (GO): protein folding
Source: RefSeq, a predicted model, not a curated record
UUUCAUCCAAUCAGCGAGCUCCAGGUUUAAACAUGGCGUCUCCCGUCAGCUGCAAAACAGUAUCAGUGUUUCUUUUUCUCAUAUUAUUCUUAUCGGUACAUUGUAUAGACACUAAAUCUAAGAAGAAGAAGGACAUACGGGAUUAUAAUGACGCUGAUAUGGCAAGACUACUGGAGGAGUGGGAGAAAGAUGAUGACAUAGAGGAGGGUGACUUACCAGAGCACAAAAGGUCUCCUCCACCCAUCGACUUCUCCAAAAUAGAUGCAUCCAAACCAGAGGAGCUCCUGAAGAUGUCCAAAAAAGGAAAGACCCUGAUGGUGUUUGCAUCUGUGUCAGGAAACCCAACAGAGAAAGAAACCGAAGAGAUCACCAGCCUGUGGCAGGGAAGCCUCUUCAAUGCCAACUUUGAUGUUCAAAGAUUUGUUGUUGGAUCUAACCGUGUCAUCUUCAUGCUGCGUGAUGGGAGCUACGCCUGGGAGAUUAAAGACUUCCUGGUGGCUCAGAACCGGUGCGAGGAUGUAACUGUGGAGGGACAGGUGUACCCUGGGAAAGCUGCCAAGAAAGAUGGAAAGGAGCAAAACAAGACCAAGAAGAAGGGAGACAAGAAAGCAGCCAACCGAGCACAUAAAAGCAAGCAGGAGCUAUGAUAAACAUGCCUCUAAGGCCUAAUGUCUUAAUAGAACACGGAACUGAAAAAAAGUUUCGCUAACAGGUGUUACCAGUUUACUUGAUGCCAAGGUCACUAGAGGCUGACUGAGUUAAAUGAAGUCAAAUCAUCAAUCUUUGAUUUAGAACUUUUUCGAAUUUUUCCGAUUUCACCUCAUUUUUUCACAGGAUGUCAUUUGAAUUCAAGAAUAAACCACUUUUAUAAUUAC